This is a messenger RNA of Ananas comosus (pineapple), 357 nucleotides long. RefSeq lists its product as uncharacterized. NCBI's taxonomy places the organism in Eukaryota, Viridiplantae, Streptophyta, Magnoliopsida, Poales, Bromeliaceae. The coding region runs from base 1 to 339 and encodes 112 amino acids. The record is from RefSeq and is a predicted model, not a curated record. The transcript is spliced from 4 exons.
AUGGUUUUAAGUGUAAAUUAUGAAGAAACUCUCAUUAGAUGCUACAUACAUGUCGGCAAUGAAAAGCAAGAUGCUGGGUCUCCUCAAUCCCCACUAGGUGGCAGGACGGAUGUCUUUGAUCUGCCUUUCCACAUGGCUAGAGAUCAACUAGAAGAGAGUUUACGGACCAAGAUGGCUUCUAUUAAGGCACGGAUGGUGCAACUUCAAGAUGCUCAGAAGGGAGCUGAGGUGACAUCCGAAGUGACUGAGAGGGAGCUUGAGCUCGAAGCUCAACUUGUUGAGGCUAGGAGCAUUAUCCAAGAGCAGGUUCUGAUGCCUAUUUUUGAUACAGAUGCAUGAACUUUAGUUUGCUGUCUA